Rhizophagus irregularis DAOM 181602=DAOM 197198 is the source of this 1297-nucleotide messenger RNA. RefSeq lists its product as uncharacterized. Lineage: Eukaryota; Fungi; Glomeromycota; Glomeromycetes; Glomerales; Glomeraceae. The record is from RefSeq and is a predicted model, not a curated record. Gene Ontology annotation, molecular function: Atg8-family ligase activity. Gene Ontology annotation, cellular component: cytosol; phagophore assembly site. Gene Ontology annotation, biological process: autophagosome assembly; autophagy of mitochondrion; nucleophagy.
GUAAAUCACUUUUGUCAAUAGUGAAGGGAAAAAUACAUAACAUGGCUUCAAUUCAAAGUCUUUUCUUUGGUAUUCGUGAAUAUCUUAGUCCUGUACUCAAAAACUCAAAGUUCAAAGAAACUGGCUGCAUUACACCGGAAGAAUUUGAAGCAGCUGGUGACUUUUUGGUAUAUAAAUGUCCAACAUGGAAGUGGGAAAGUGGCGAAGUAAGUAAAAGAAGGGAUUAUUUACCCGCUGAAAAGCAAUUCCUUAUCACAAGAAAUGUACCAUGUUUUAGACGCGUUAAGCAAAUGGAAUAUACUGAAGAGGACUCAGAAACUCAAGUUGAGACCGAAGAUGGUGAGGAAGCAUGGGUUGCAACUCAUAGUGGUCGUGUUGCUGCAAACAUUGAGGAAAUUGUGCAGCAAAUUGAAGGUGAAGAUGACGAAAUCACCAAAAGGAUGAGUAGCAUUUUAAUUGAACCGGAAACUGAAAAAGAGGAAGUUGAUAUUCCUGAUUAUGAUGAUAUUCCGGAUAUUGAAGAUGUUGUUGAAGAUGAUGAUCCUGCGGCAUUGAAUACAACGAGUAAUGUGGUUGCUACGCACGACGAUGGUCUCAGUGACAAGAUUCUUCAAGUACGAACAUACGAUGUAUUUAUUACCUAUGAUAAAUAUUAUCAAACUCCGCGUAUGUGGUUAUUUGGUUAUGAUGAGCACCGAAGUCCUUUGACAUCAACUCAAAUAUUUGAAGAUAUUUCUCAAGAUUAUGCUAAAAAAACAGUUACUAUUGAGGCGCAUCCACAUUUGAAUAUGUCAUUGGCUAGUAUUCAUCCUUGUCGCCAUGCUCAAGUUAUGAAAAAGAUUAUUGAAAAGAUGAAUGAAGAAGCUCUUAAAAAAUUUGAAUUAUUAAAACAACAAUACGGAAAUUCUCCAAAUGCUCCACAAGCUGAACAAGCACAAGUUAGGGUUGAUCAAUAUCUUAUUAUUUUCUUGAAAUUUAUGUCUUCAGUGGUCCCAACAAUUGAUUAUGAUCACACAAUUAGUGCAUAGAUAGUGCAUAGAUAAUGCAUAGACAAUGCAUAGACAUGUAUUUUACUCUAUUUAAUUAAGUAGUUUUUGUAUAAUAUGACUACAAUAUUUUAUGCGAAGGGAAUAUUUUAAGAUCAUUAUAUAUAAUUGAUUUUAUUUUUUAUAAUGUGUAUUUUAAGAAUUUUUUUUUUAUUUAACAAUAUUGUUAAAUUAAAAAAAAAGUAAGUUUGAAAAAAUUUGUUUGUUUACUUUAUUAUUUGGUGUAAUUAAUUAAUAAGUUUAUUAUUAAA